AUGUCAAAGGUUGUAAGAUCAUCAAAGUAUCGUCACGUUUUUGGAACUCAAGCCAAGAAGGAAGAAUGUUUCCAAAACCUCAAGGUGACUAGAUCAGCUUGGGAUUCCAACUACAUUGCAGCCAAUACCAAAUACUUUGCUGUCAUAUGGGAAGCUGGAGGUGGUGGUUCCUUUGCAGUCCUCCCACAAGAGCACUCUGGAAAGAACCCAGCCAACAUUCCAUUGUUUGCUGGUCACAAAAACCCAGUCUUGGAUGUUGCUUUCCAUCCAUUCAACGAAAAUUUGGUGUGUUCAGUCUCUGAAGAUUGCAACGUCAUGAUCUGGGGUAUCCCAGAAGGCGGUCUCACUGCCAACAUCACCGAGCCACUCCAAACCCUCACCGGUCACAAGCGUAAGGUCGGCACAGCCAUUUUCAAUCCAGUCGCCAACAACGUCCUCGCCACCUCGUCUGGUGACUUUUCGGUCAAGACCUGGGAUGUCGAACAAGGCAGCCAACUCUCUUCAAUCGACGGCAAGCACUCUGAGAUUAUCCUCUCGGUCGAAUGGAACUACAACGGUUCGCAAGUCGUCACCACCUGCAAGGACAAGAAGGUCCGUGUCUUUGACCCACGUUCCAACGACGUCUCUGUCGAGGCCGUCUGCCAUCAAGGUGUCAAGAACACCCGUGGUAUCUUUGUCAAGGACAACAUCUUGACCACCGGUUUCUCCAAGACCUCUGAGCGUGAGUUCAAGAUCUGGGAUCCACGUAACAUUGCCGAGCCCAUCACCGCCACCGUCGUCGAUACCGCCUCUGGUCUCUUGAUGCCAUUCUACGACCAAGACAACAGCAUCCUCUACAUGGUCGGCAAGGGUGACGGUAACAUCCGUUACUACGAAAUGGUCGAUGAAGCUCCAUACUUCCAUUUCCUCUCCGAGUUCAAGUCUGCCACCCCACAACGUGGUGUCUGCUUCCUCCCCAAGAGAGCCCUCAACGUCUCUGAAUGCGAAAUCGCCCGUGCCCUCAAGGUCACCACCAACGGUGUCGAGCCAAUCUCGUUCCGUGCCCCACGUAGAUCCGACAUCUUCCAAGACGAUCUCUUCCCAGACACCUACGCCGGUGAAGCCGUCCUCGAAGCCUCCCAAUGGGCUGCUGGCCAAAACGCCGAGCCAAAGACCAUGUCCCUCGCCCCAGGUUUCACCCAAAAGAAGGUCGUCCAAGAUUUCAAGCCAGUCGUUCAAAAGGUCGAAGGUCCAAAGAACGAAAAGGAAUUGCGUGAAGAAUACGAAAAGCUCAAGACUCGUGUCGCCUAUCUCGAAUCUGAAAUCGUAAAGAAGGAUGCCAAAAUCGCUGAACUUACAAAAUAA
This is a messenger RNA of Cavenderia fasciculata, 1344 nucleotides long. RefSeq names its product actin binding protein (gene corA). NCBI's taxonomy places the organism in Eukaryota, Evosea, Eumycetozoa, Acytosteliales, Cavenderiaceae. The coding region runs from base 1 to 1344 and encodes 447 amino acids. The transcript has a single exon. The record is from RefSeq and is a predicted model, not a curated record. Gene Ontology annotation, molecular function: actin filament binding. Gene Ontology annotation, biological process: actin filament organization.